Molecule: messenger RNA, 1539 nt
Organism: Xylona heveae TC161
Lineage: Eukaryota; Fungi; Ascomycota; Xylonomycetes; Xylonales; Xylonaceae
Product: ATPase family AAA domain-containing protein
Exons: 4
Coding region: 181-1389 (402 amino acids)
Cellular component (GO): mitochondrial outer membrane
Molecular function (GO): ATP hydrolysis activity; ATP binding
Source: RefSeq, a predicted model, not a curated record
CGAACACCAGCAAUGCUCCUCUGGAGUAUAUAAUAGUGCUAUUUGUGUUUCUGUCAUAUUUUCUGAAACCUCAGCCUCGAUCUUUUGUGACCCGGCUUUAUACGUCAAUUGAUUUUCAGCUUUUCUUCACUUUUCCGGCCAAACCUGUCCUUGCGGUUUCCAUCGUCCCAUUGACUAACCAUGGCCCCUGGUCAAGGUCCUGGGCGGAAGUUUCAGCUCUUCCAGGAUCUCAUCUUAAUUGCUGCUGCGCAGGUCUCAACAUACUAUGUUGUUAGAUAUAUCCUUUCGCGCCUUGACCCAGAGUCCGAUCAGAAGGAGGAAGCAAAGCGAAAAGCAGCAGCAUCAACCGCCGCCUUGCGGAGACUGGAUGGUCCGUCAAAGGAGAAAUCCCGGUCCAACGAGGAGGAGGCGCGACGGCCCCGCAAAGAAGACCUAGUGCUCAAUCAGUAUGAGCAAACGAUUGCGAUGGACUUGGUGGCACCAGACGACAUCGCAGUAACAUUUGAGGAUAUUGGCGGUCUCGACGACAUCAUUGAGGAACUCAAAGAAUCCGUCAUUUACCCCCUCACCCUCCCGCAUCUAUAUUCGCACACUUCUUCGCUACUUUCGGCGCCUUCUGGCGUGCUGCUGUACGGGCCCCCAGGAUGUGGAAAGACCAUGUUGGCAAAGGCCCUUGCCCGCGAAAGCGGUGCUUGCUUCAUCAACUUACAUAUUUCCACCUUGACGGAGAAGUGGUACGGAGAUUCAAACAAGUUGGUUAAUGCAGUUUUCUCGCUGGCGAGAAAGCUUCAACCAGCCAUUGUUUUCAUUGACGAGAUUGAUGCUGUGCUGGGAACGCGCAGAAGCGGCGAACAUGAGGCCAGCGGCAUGGUUAAAGCAGAGUUUAUGACACACUGGGAUGGGUUAACAUCCGCCAGUGCAUCCGGACAUCCUGCCCGCAUCCUGAUCCUCGGCGCCACCAAUCGCAUCCAGGAUAUUGACGAGGCCAUUCUUCGCCGUAUGCCGAAAAAGUUCCCUGUUUCCCUUCCAUCUGCACACCAACGCCGCCGUAUCUUCCAACUUGUGCUUGAGGACACCAAGGUGGACAAGGAUCGAUUUGAUUUGGACCUUUUGGUCCGCGCGACUGCCGGCAUGUCGGGAAGCGACAUCAAGGAAGCGUGCAGAGAUGCUGCGAUGGGGCCAGUGCGAGAGCUGAUCCGCUCAAAGUCUUCGCGUGGCGAGUCGAUGGACCGGGUCAAUCCGGGCGAGGUUCGGGGUAUUGUUACAGAGGACUUCUUCAACCGUAAAGGGGGCCUGCACAUGAUUCAGGAAAAUUUAACGGAUAUGGGCCAGCGCGCGCGGAUGGCUGAAUUUGCUGAAUCAGAGUCCCUGACAGAGGAAACCGAUUAAUUGAUUUAAUCCUGUAUUUGCGGCUGAAUGCUGGUUAUUUAUGGGGAUAGGACGAUCUGCUGCUCCUUUUUUUGAAUAUAGUCAUGGUUCUAGGCGUCUUGCGGGCACUAUAGUCAAGGUAGAUUAGAGAAUGCAUUUACGACUUGAGAC